AUGACGAACGGUGUUAUUCGAAUCGACGAUUUUGAUGAGAUUUGCGAAAAAGCAAAAACGGGCGGCAAUUCGAAAUUGAAGAAGAAUCACACGGAAUUCGCGUACAGCAAUCCAAUAAUCGAAGAUGACGCAGAAAUUACAUGCGGCCAUCAACGCCUCUCGGGAAUUCUGAAAAUCGCCGAUUUGCCUCCGGACGAUGAGCCGAAGCCAACAAUUCUGGAAUUGCUGAAACGUCGCCUCAGAUUCAAACUUCCUGUGAUGGUCGGCGCGUCGUCGAACGAUGGCAAGCCGUUGUCGCCACCGGCGGGCGUCGGCGAAUCGCGAAUCGGCAUCGAUGUGCCGACAACGUCAACAUCGACGAUCUUCGAAAUUGAAUCGCUUCACAGUACGAUCAAUGAUGGCGGCGGUUCGACGAAUGGCGGUGAAGGUCUGACACCUGUCGCUACAAGACCAUGUAUUUAUUACUGUAGCACCCGUUCACUGAGCACAAAAUUAAUAGGAUUUGAAGUAAAGACUUUCAAGAGCCAUCAACGCCUCUCGGGAAUUCUGAAAAUCGCCGAUUUGCCUCCGGACGAUGAGCCGAAGCCAACAAUUCUGGAAUUGCUGAAACGUCGCCUCAGAUUCAAACUUCCUGUGAUGGUCGGCGCGUCGUCGAACGAUGGCAAGCCGUUGUCGCCACCGGCGGGCGUCGGCGAAUCGCGAAUCGGCAUCGAUGUGCCGACAACGUCAACAUCGACGAUCUUCGAAAUUGAAUCGCUUCACAGUACGAUCAAUGAUGGCGGCGGUUCGACGAAUGGCGGUGAAGCGUCGGCUUCAACGUGUUUCGCGAUGGCGAAAAAAUCGGCGACACCAUCGCAAUUCCAUCCGAAACCGCCGUUCUCGUGCACACCGGCUUACAUCGUCAUUCUCAUCGGCCUGCUGCUCGUCCUAAUCGUCGGAGCGAUUCACACUCUAAUCGACAUGAAGCCGGGAUUCCUGCUUCCGGCUUCAUCGUCGACAUCGCAAAACUUCACCUCAUAUUCCACGCUGAAGCCGGAAUAG
Molecule: messenger RNA, 1041 nt
Organism: Caenorhabditis bovis
Lineage: Eukaryota; Metazoa; Nematoda; Chromadorea; Rhabditida; Rhabditidae
Source: the annotation of a GenBank genome assembly